AUGCCUCCACUUAGCAAAAUUUGGUCACAUUUUACAAAGUGUAAUUAUUGUUCACAUAAAUUGUUUGGUACUGCAAAUUGUUGCGAACAACAUCUUAAAAAAUGUACACAAAAAUGUUGUAGUAUUGAUAUAGAUGAAUUAUCUGAAGUGGAAGGGAAUUUAAAUGAUGAAAUUAGGAAAGUUGAUGAAGGAAGUGAUAAUGAAUCAAAUGAGUCAAAUAGCACA
Molecule: messenger RNA, 225 nt
Organism: Entrophospora sp. SA101
Lineage: Eukaryota; Fungi; Glomeromycota; Glomeromycetes; Entrophosporales; Entrophosporaceae
Source: the annotation of a GenBank genome assembly